AUGUCGGCCUUUGCACGUCUCCCCGCACAGUGGGACGAUGAUCAGUCCAGUCAAAGUGAUCCGCCUUCGACACGUUCCUCCAACGAUCCACCAGAACAUGCAUCGCAUAUUCGGUCACGCUCGACCGCCAUCGUCCCGAGUCCCAAACGCCUGUCGGUCUUUGGGAGUCGUUCAAGAAGUAACACCACGACGUCCACGGUGUCGCGCCGCUCCCCGGGCUCAUCGAUGAUGUCCUCGGUGGAGCAAUCGAGUGAUCUGCAGGAUGAACGAGCCCCGUCAGUACUGGGAAUGCGUGCCGAGAGGUCAGAGCGGUCGUCCAGGUCGCUGCUGUCGCGCGGGAGUCGCAUUCUCCGUCGACAAGGAAGCAAAAUCACCAUCGCCGCCACGCUGGACGAGGAGGACGAGCCCCGCAGUGAGAAGCCGAGUCGGCAUCGAGGGCGACAGGCCGAUCACCAUGAACGACUCAAGAGCAUCAUCUCCGAUCCAUUUGAUUUCCAUCAUCUCACCCACACCAGUCCCUCGCAAUUCCAACUAUUAGAUCAAACUCGUGAAAACGACCUUGUCACCGAGUUCUCCGUCAUUCGCGCUUCCCAGCGUCCCGAGGCUGGCCUCAAGGGUAUUCGCGCCGAUGAUCUCAGCUUUCGCAAUGUCUCCAGUGACGACCUCGCGGCGUUUGGAACCGCCACCACGGUGAAUGAGCGGGCGCCUCAAAGUCCCCCCGCCUCGCCCACCGCAACAGUGUCGAUGAGUCCCAGCCAAGGAGGCCACACGCGGACAGAAUCUCGCACAUUCGAGAACUUUUCUCGCCCCGUCUCGAGAUAUCCUCGCCAAUGUCCCACGACUCCGCCUCCACCAAUGGUUCCCGAGGUCCCCUCGGAGGAGAACAUCGAACCGGCGCCUCGGGCUAUCGACGAGAUUCUGGGACUGAACCCUGUGCCCACGUACCCCGAGUACAUUGGCCCCGAGCGAUCGCCGAGCAAGAUCCAGUUUGGCCCGGUAUUCGCCGACAGCUUCAACGCGCGCAAAACGUCUUUGAGUAGCCAGUACGAGCUGGAAGAGGUGCCCGAGGAGGACGAAGGCACGCGAUUGUGGGAAAGCCCCGAAUCGAGCACCAACACGGCCCACUCUCGAUCGACUUCGCAUAUCAGUCCUGGCACGGUGGAACCUCGUCGGACUGGUCGUCUGGUGGCUCCCACAAACCCGCUUUCGAUCUACAUCGCGGAAGACUUGUCUCGCAAAUUCUCCGAAGCUCUCAGCUCACCCACCCUCCCUCAGACGGGGCCCGUCACUUCGCCCAAGGAAGACGUGAUGACCGACGAGCUGGAUGGCACUUCCCCCGUGAUCCCCGGUGGACAAAGUUUCUCCUACGGCGAGGACCUUGCGUAUGAUUCGUGGGAUGCGGACAUUGACUAUUGCUACGAGCACGCUGCAGAGUCCACCUCGGACUUUGACUGGACACGCACCUCCAUCGACGAGACCCGGCCCCAGGCCAGCAACGUUGCCGAGGCCCGUGAGUCCUGGGGCUCGUCGGCGCCACGAAAGCUUAGUCGACACCUCGAUCCCAGUCCAUUGAGCAUCUCCACCGUGGCCACUCCCGACCUCGAUCAGUCCUCUGCACGCUCAAGCGCACCUCCCCCUUCCGUUCCCACCCCUUCGACCGACUACGACCGCACUUUCAUCCACGGGCCAGCGGGAUAUUUUCACCCCGUCACCCCCUCCAUCCUUUCCAAACACCUCAAUCAUGACAUCAUGUAUGAAGACUACCUCUCCGGCGCCGACGCCGAUGCCGAUGCCUCAUCAGACCGGCACUUUCCAUUCCCCCUGGCCGGUCUCCACAACGGCUCGCCUCGGUCCAGCUUCUCGCCCAUCAGCAAAUGUAACUCCCAGGAGAGUCUGAUGCUCUCCCGUGCGGCCAGCAUCGUGCGCAAGCACCGUUCCUCCGUCUCGACGGCCUCUGUCCCGGAACUCGUGCAUUCCUUGUGCAACUCACGCGAACUGAUGCCGACGGAUCGACUCGGCGCCGCAGAAAUUCUGGCCCGCCCUGCCUCGGGCAAUUUGCACCGCCCGACGAAAAGUCUCGCCGAGUCUCAUAUGCUGGCACACGCCGACAGCAACGCAAGCCUGGCCAGUGCCGAGGCCGCACUACAUGAUCGCUCCAAGAGCGUCCCGGACGUGGCAGCCGAUGCUGAUACCGUCAGUAUCAGAACUAGUAGCAGUGGAACUGCUCCAGUCCCCAUCCAAACAUCAACAUCCGCCCUUCCCACCCUACCGAACCGAAACCCCAAUCGCAAAAAGUCCCGCACCACCUCUUACUCCCUCUUCCCGACCCCUGCGAGCUGA
This is a messenger RNA of Penicillium oxalicum, 2340 nucleotides long. RefSeq lists its product as uncharacterized. The transcript has 2 exons. Bases 1 to 2340 code for a protein of 779 amino acids. Lineage: Eukaryota; Fungi; Ascomycota; Eurotiomycetes; Eurotiales; Aspergillaceae. The record is from RefSeq and is a predicted model, not a curated record.